Meyerozyma guilliermondii ATCC 6260 is the source of this 1575-nucleotide messenger RNA. RefSeq lists its product as uncharacterized. The transcript has a single exon. The coding region runs from base 1 to 1575 and encodes 524 amino acids. NCBI's taxonomy places the organism in Eukaryota, Fungi, Ascomycota, Pichiomycetes, Serinales, Debaryomycetaceae. The record is from RefSeq and is a predicted model, not a curated record.
AUGACUUCCCUCUAUUCACAUAAAGAAGGAUCACCUCCGCCAUUGCCCAGUCGACGUCAGCAAGCUCCUCCAAAACCACCAAAACUUCCUCAAAGAAGAUACCAAAACGACGAGGAAGAGGCUCCACCCUUGCCCAGGAGAAGCCAGUCACCUUUUGAGGUGAAUUUGGUCACACCAGUCAUUCGAAAACGAGAACCUCCAAUAAAACCGAAAGCAUCAAAACCAACAUUAAACGCUGAAAAGAGACCACAAUAUGGUGCUAACGACACAAAAGUGGUCAAUGAUGAUCGCAAAUUGAAAACGAACGAAAGUGACGCUGAAACUACUAAAAAGACAUUUAACAAUACAUCGUUUGGGACUAAACCAGCUACCAAGUACAAGUCUUUUCUCGAUCUUGAACAGCAAAUAAAGACAGGACAACGAAUUGGCGAGUCAAAUGAAAAGACACCCAAACCGACUGCCCCGAAAAAACCUGCCAAAAUUGCACACACACCUCUGGAAGAACAGAAGCCUGAGAAAGCCACGAAAGAGCCUGCAAAUGGUCCUUUAAAAGGUCCUGGGUUUAUUGCGAAGUCAUUCACGAAAAUCACAAGCCCAGCUCGUGCCUCCGAGACAGAAAAACCUAUAGAUUCUGAAAAUUUCAGAGGGUCAGAACCACCAGAAUCCAAAGAACCACCCAAAGAGCCAGUAAAAGGGCCCGGAUUCAUUGCAAUGUCCUUCACCAAAGAAAGUCUUCCUCACAAACCAAGACCUCAUGUGGGUCCCAAGCCUGACAUAAAAGAAAGUUCCACAUCACAACCUUCUGAAACCACAGAACAGAAACCACCAAAGCCAAAACCUAGAAUUGGAGCCAAGCCUCCACUGAAGACAAGUGAAGCACCAACAGCAGAAAAAGGCCCUGGGUUUAUUGUAAUGCCGUUUACCAAAGUUGCGGCUCCCAGCAAUCAAGAAAGACCACUGAAACCCCAGCCUUUGACUUCGAAAUCUCAGCCAUUGGCUCCCAAGACACCUCCAAAACCAUCGAAACCAGCAUCCCCUGCUGCCUUAAAGACUCGUUCCAUUUCAAUCGGAGCACUGGCACCAACUAACACCGAAGCAAUUGGUGCACUCUCAAGACUCAAACCUACCAAACCAGUCCAGAAUUCGAGCAAGCAUAUCACUCUAAAUGAGAACAAAUCUAGUGACAGUGUCAAUUCCAAAUCAUCGUUAUCAUUCAAUGAUCAUCUUUCGUCGCUUCUCAAAACCAACACUUUGCCAAGCCUUUCUGCUGCAGAGAAGCCGCAACCACCUCAAAGGUCUACAACUUUACCCGACAUUACUGGUCCUGCAAAAAUCACCCACGCAAACAAGAAGAGGGCAAAGGGCCCCAAGAGAAGACUUCCUGGUAAAUCCUCGUCAAAUACUUCUAAAGGGUCAAUUUCUUCCUUGUCAUCUACACCAACGUUGCUGCAAAAAGCACCAUUAGCAACAUUGAAAAAAACAUCACCAGUGGUCAAAAAAACACCUCCGCCCGUCAACAAGGCUUCUAAACCUAAGGUUGCAUCCAAACCAGACCCCAUUGUCGUAAAUAACUAA